Molecule: messenger RNA, 1560 nt
Organism: Caenorhabditis remanei
Lineage: Eukaryota; Metazoa; Nematoda; Chromadorea; Rhabditida; Rhabditidae
Exons: 7
Coding region: 1-1560 (519 amino acids)
Source: RefSeq, a predicted model, not a curated record
AUGUCGUCGUUUGGCUCCACUUCCCUCGUGUUUCUCACCGGAUCUGGAAUUCCUCGCGUCUUCGAAGCAUUUUCGAAUGUGUUCGAAGCCCCGACCGAGCCAGAAAUGGUAGAAAUUGAGAGCAGGCGAGCCCCCUGGUGUGAAGCUUGUGUUGCUUCCGAGUAUAGUUUUGAUGCUCAUGCAUACUCGUUAGUGAUCGGUAUCAGGGAUGCCAGGCAAGAGACCGCAUACUGCCAUGUGUUGGAGUCGCUGUUGGCCUCAGGUGCUCCAUCUUUGUAUCGAUUAGGAACUGUAACCCCAGUGUAUCUCCGUCUCCCUUUGGGAUUCCGACAUACAUUUGACUACAGUACCCCUCGACUGUUUGCGACACGGCGCAGCUAUCACUCGCGAUCUACGAUGUCGGGAAAGGGAUCUCGUCCGCCUUCGGGCAAUAGAAACCCCUCGGAGCCUUCGGAGGAUCAGCUUCUGACGCGUAUUGAGUUCGACCUUCUGGUGUCCGGUCAGAAUGCAUUGAUGCAUUCGUUUCAUUACUUUGCCGACACGCUCCGAAACAUGACUCCGAAAUUCGAUAGAAUGUACGAGAUGUUCCGCAGCAAGUUCAGCAAUGAUGUUGACCCGACAGUCUGUAAGCUCGCACCUCCACGCCUCGGUGACCCUUAUCAUGGAAUCACGCAAUUCGAGAAGGACCUUCGCAAACAGCGAAAACACUUUUUGGCCUGCACGAGAAUCGCAAGAUUAUUUGAGAAAGUCCUCGGAGACGUUCGCAAGGGACGUUUGGACAGCCACCUCGUGGAUCGUUGUAUCAGCAAAUUUGCGUCUGAACAUUGUAGUGAAUCCUCGGAUUCGUCUGACUCUUCUGACGACUCGGAUGCCGGAGAAUCUGAUUCAGAUAACCCGCCGUCUUCGUCCGAUGAUGAGAAAGAUGAUUCGGAUGACAACGCCUUCGGGAACCUCGAAUUCUCAGGAAGUGUAAAUUUCAGUUGCCUUCAGAAUAUGACUGGGUCAAACGGUGUGGACUUUGGCUUUCCUGCGAUCGGGUUCACCUUGAAUUCGAUAAAGUCGCACGGAGUUCCGUAUCUCUCGGUUCGGGUUGAUUAUGAUCCGCUUAACUUCGAUUCCAUUACGGAAGACGCAAUUAAGUGGUAUCAGUGGAUCGAUGAUAAAUUCGUGUUCUAUCACGAACAUCCUCCUCGACCUCCCCCAGAGUGCCCCGCCGAACCACAUUCUCACGAUGGAUUUUUCGUGAAGGUCGAAUUCGCGACUUGGCAUCGGAAUUCGGUUCCAGUCCAACAUCCGCGUUGCAACUGUGAUCCGUGGUACGAUGACCCUCUGUACGAUCACUCGGAUCCGCCAGAGUGUCAAGCCCUCGCAUUCGCAGCUGUAAUUGCCGAUGGACUUCGAGCAGGGAAAAAUAUGGAGGAUAUUAAAAUCGAGCCGCACCUCUUUGAGCUGCCUUCGACUACUCGUAUCCGUACCUAUUGGCCCUCGGAACCGACCCGCGCUGAGACUCUGUCCGAGAUGUCGACUCUGAGAAGAGCUUUUUCGACCUGGAAUCUCUAA